Molecule: messenger RNA, 524 nt
Organism: Racocetra persica
Lineage: Eukaryota; Fungi; Glomeromycota; Glomeromycetes; Diversisporales; Gigasporaceae
Source: the annotation of a GenBank genome assembly
UGACUAAAGUGCCCGCUGGAAAUCAGGAAGCCGAAUCGGUGUUUGAUAAUCAUACUGGAAUUUAUCCAAUUGGUGCUGAACUUCAAGCUAGCGCUGACGGCAACUACACAUUCGACUGGAAGGUUGAUGGCGACAAAUCACAAUCCCUCUUAAUAUACUCACUCCCUCAUCACCGUGAAUCUUUCGCAGGCGCGCUAUCUCAAACCUCAAUCGAACUUGCCACUCCCACAAAAGGCAAAGCUAUAGCAUACAUUGGCAAUAAAUGGUCAUUUAUUGAACCAAAUUUACCUAUCAAUAUUGAAUUCUUACCAAAAAAUUUCCAAUCAAGGUUAUCCACCGAUAAAAAAACCCAGAUUUUGGAACAAGCGAAAAAAGAUUUGGAGUUGGAUUUUAGUAAUGAAACCUCAACGGAUUCAACAUAUUUUUCGGGAAAGAGGCUAUCGAAAUUUGCCCUUUUGUGUUUGGUUUUGAGCGAAGGACUGGAUGAACCAAACCUUGGUGCUACUUGCGUUGAUAAGCUUAAG